AUUUUAAAUUUUUAGGUAAUUUAUUUCCACUGAAGUAUUUCAAAAUUUGUUUGAGUUAGAAGGCAUUAUAUCAAGUUAAAAUGUGAUUCAUGAUGAUGACGUUAAUCUGACACAAGAGUCUUGACUAUGAAUGAUUGACAAUCCAUAUGAAUAUCUUAAGGCAUAAGAAACUUUAUGCAAAUGUUUCAGUAUUGAAUUAAAUCCUAAAUUCUUUGCCAGAUUUAGAUUUUUCAAUGCUUUUGUUUUUGAGUGUGCAGCCCCAGUUCAGGAAAAAGCACAAGUUCAUGUUUAUAUGCCACCUGAGGUUUUAGUAAGGAUUGAUGUCCCAAUAGAAGUUCUGAAGUCAUUUUACUUACUGCCAUCAUUAAUGUACCACUUAGAAUCCUUGAUGUUAGCAAGCCAGCUAAGAAAGGAGAUUGAUUUUAACACUUGCAGCUUUCAGAUACCAAGUUCAUUGAUUCUUGAAGCACUUACAACAAUGAAAUGUUCUGAAAGCUUCUCAAUGGAGCGUUUGGAAUUGCUUGGAGAUUCUGUUCUGAAGUAUGCAGUGAGCUGCCACCUUUUCCUUAGAUAUCCCGAGAAACAUGAAGGGCAAUUAUCUGAAUGGCGUUCAUGUCUUACUUCCAAUUCAGCGCUGCAUAGAUUUGGAACAGAUCGCAAAUUACAGGGAUAUAUACGUGACAGUGCAUUUGAACCACGUCGUUGGGUAGCUCCAGGGCAGCAUUGUAUACACCCUGUUCCUUGUGGAUGUGAUGUGGAUACAUUUCAAGUGCCUUUGGAUAAAAGAUUCCAAACUGAUGAGCCAACAGUUAAGGUUGGAAAGUGCUGUGACAGAGGCCAUAGAUGGAUGUGUUCAAAAACCAUAGCUGAUUGUGUUGAGGCCCUCAUAGGAGUUUAUUAUGUACGGGGUGGGCAUACUGCUGCACUUCAUGUAAUGCAGUGGCUGGGUAUUGAUGUUGGGCUUGAUCCCCAAUUGGUACAUAAAGCCAUCACCAGGGCAUCAAUAAGGUCCUUUGUCCCAAAAGCUGAUGAUGUUAAAGCCUUAGAAUUAAAGCUUGGGUAUGAAUUUUCUACUAAGGGCCUGUUACAGGAGGCCAUAACACAUCCAUCUCAGCAAGAAUUGGAAGUGGGAAUUUGUUAUUGUUACCAGAGGCUUGAAUUUCUAGGCGAUUCAGUGUUAGGCCUGCUAAUUACACGGCAUCUUUAUCGGAGCUACCCCGAUAUUGAUCCUGGCAGGUUGUCUGAUCUGCGUUCGGAUGCUGUUAGCAAUGAAAACUUCGCACAAUGUUGUGUAAGAAGGAAUCUUCAGCCACAUCUUCAGCACUGCUCUGGGUUUCUUCAAAGUCAAGUAACAGAGUUCAUGAGUUCAAUGAUUGAAACUGAAAACAGCUCCAAAUUAAGAAUAAAAGCUCCAAAGGCUCUUGGGGACAUGGUAGAAAGCAUUGCAGGGGCUAUGCUUAUUGAUACCGAGCUUGAUAUUGAGGAAGUGUGGAGAACCUUUGAACCAUUAUUGUCUCCAAUUGUGACCCCUGAUAAUCUUGAACUUCCCUCCAUUCGUAAACUAAAUGAAUUGUGUGAUUGUCUUGGCUACUUUAUAAAAGAGAAAUCCACAAAAGAGGGAGAAAUGCAUCAUGUUGAACUUGGAUUGCAGCUGGAAGAUUUCCUAUUGAUAGGUAAAGGGAGUGAAAGAAGCAGAAAAAGAGCAAAAGGAGAAGCAGCACGUUGUUUGUUAGAGGAACUUGAGAAGAAGGAUAUUUUAUACUCCAAAUGCACUUCCAAGAGGAGAAAACAUGAUUUCGGUGAUGUUGGCAUUUCAUCUUCACUGGACAUAGGAGUCAAAAUAUGUAACCAAUUAACUGAUGAAGAUUCUCCUAACAACGGAAAGCAAAAGAUUACUGAAAGUGAUUGCCCAGCAGAGUCAACUGAAGAUUCUUUCCCAGUCAACAAUCUUUCUAAUAAAACCUGCAGUAUCAGUUCCAUCCCCACAGUUAUUGAAUCAAUCGACUUGAAGAAAGGAGGACCUCGAACAUCACUUUUUAGAAUAUGUAAGAUAUUACAGUGGCCAAUGCCAAAAUUCAGAUGCAUAGAAACUAAAUCCAGAACUCCAAUUGAAUUUGGUGAAGGCUCAAGCAAAAGAAGUGGUUUCAACAGUUUUGUAUCUAAAAUCAUCUUGCAGAUACCCAAUUCAUGCAUCAUUGAGUGUACUGGAGAUCCUAGAGCUGACAAGAAGAGUUCAUUUGACUCUGCAGCAAUUGCCUUGCUUUAUGAACUCGAACAUAAGAGAAGUAUAGUUAUCGGUAAGCCUUAAUUUCUUUCAUAUAAGAUGCAGAAAACUUCUCAUAAUUAAAAUUGAUGGAAAUUUCCAAGAGCAACUAAGAAGCAUUGAGAAAAAAAUUUGCUAAAGAAUCUACUUCUUGUGCAAUGGUUGUCAUCAUCUAGUAUAACAACAAGAAGUCCUUAGCCGGGUUCGGUUAAAUGAAUCAAAGGAAGCUAUUGUAUUUUGUCAAAAUCAAUUCUUCUAUACGGCCAUCUAAUUUUAUAUCCUUUUUAUUUGUUUUAUUUAGAGUCUUUCUUGGU
Molecule: messenger RNA, 2577 nt
Organism: Gastrolobium bilobum
Lineage: Eukaryota; Viridiplantae; Streptophyta; Magnoliopsida; Fabales; Fabaceae
Product: endoribonuclease Dicer homolog 3-like
Exons: 8
Coding region: 293-2308 (671 amino acids)
Biological process (GO): siRNA processing
Cellular component (GO): nucleus; cytoplasm
Molecular function (GO): ribonuclease III activity; RNA binding
Source: RefSeq, a predicted model, not a curated record